GGAAGAAUCUCAAUCAGCUUGAUGGAAACAAGUCACAACUCUGAAAUAUUUGCAAAGAUUAGCAACUUCAAUAUUUGGAAUUAUUCCAUGACGAAAGAUGAAAUAAUUCAUAUGUCAUAUGGGUGUGGUGAAGAAGAGGGUGAUAUUUUAUCCUGGGUGGCUGUAAGAAAGAAGAUGAAGGAAAAAUUUCAGGAGGAGAAGUCCUCCAUAUGCAAUGAACAUAACGAACCAACCCUUGUUAUGAGAGGCAAUCCUGUCGUCACUGGCGAGAAGACUGCAACAUUUGUAAGUUCAUGGCUGCCCAAGUCUGAAAAAGCGUUCGGCAAAUGUUUGAGAUUUAAGUACAAAAUGGUAGGUCGUGGGGUGAAGUCGCUUAAGAUUUAUCAAGAGACGCAAUAUGGAUUUGAAAGGCAGCCAAUCUGGGUCGACGGCAAAGGAGCUAGAUUUUCAAGCAGCCUUUGGCAUUACGGGCAAACAUCAAUUAGUACAACUUCCAUUUUUCGGUUGAGUAUUGUCGGCGAGCUGGAUGGAAAGCCAGGUUACCUUGCCUUUGGAGGUAUUGCGAUGUCACAUGAGACGUACUGCUCGCCUCAACCGUCAACAGCUCAGAAAGCUUGCAGACAAACUCUAGCAAAAAGCUUCGGAUUUAUUAUAUCACCGCUAUAUCCCGGAUAUUACCCAAACGACGUGACAUGCAGUUGGCACGUGACCACUGAGGAGAAUCGCACCAUACGUCUCCAUUUUCAGUCAUUCGCGAUUGAGCCUCACCCCACAUGUGCUAAUGACUACGUAGAAGUUCGAGAAGGUGGAAUAAACUGGUCACGAACCAUAGGGAAAUACUGUGGUCAUACAUACCCACCAGUGAUAGAAUCAUCUUCGAACACUUUAACAAUAAUAUUCAGGGCAAAUGAAGCCGGCAUAAAUACAGGAUUCAAAGCGAACUACACUACUAAACCAGGAAAAAGAACCUUUUGCAUCGAAGGUUGUCCUCGAGGCUGCACUUGUGCGAGAUUACCCGGAAGUGACGUCAAGGUGCUGGUAAAGAGUGACUCUUUGGUUUCUUUACCAGGUCAUUAUCCAGAAACCACAGCAGUCGUGCUGUUUGGUGAAAACAGAAUAAGUCGGGUUAAUAUCAAAGAUUUUCCAAGACUCCAGUUCAUGGAAUACUUAGACCUCAGUAACAAUGUUAUACUCGACAUGGAAAAUUCCCCGUUUAAGAAACUCACCGCUUUAAAGACACUGAGACUGAAUGGGAACUUCCUUGAGCAAGUGACAAGAGAGAAUUUCAUAGGAUUGUCCAAACUUCACACACUGGAUAUGGGAUCAAACCUACUUCGUGAAAUUCGCCAAGGAGUAUUUCAAGAACUAAAAGAGUUGAAAGUUUUAGGUUUGCGUUCUAAUAAGAUUCACAAAAUUGAAGCUGAUGCGUUUCGAGGCCUGAAAAAUUUGACCUUUCUUUAUCUUCACGAUAAUGAAUUAACAAACAUUCGGCGAGAAACAUUCAGAGGACUUCACUCAUUACAGACACUUUUUCUCAAUGGAAACCCACUAUCAGAGUCAGAUUUUGAUCCUGACACCUUCGACGAGUUGACAAGCCUCAAAACAUUGAAACUCGAUCAAUUCAUCAUAUGUUGUUACGCAAUGAGUACCAUUCCAAACCUUAAAUGCCAGUCACCUGAGAGAGCGUUCUCGACUUGUGAUGAUUUAAUGAAAAACGACGGACUGCGCAUGUGUAUUUGGAUCCUUGGAUUGCUUGCCUUCAUCGGCAACUUAUUAGUGAUCAUUUGGAGGAUUCGUGUUCGAGAUGACAACAAAGUUCAGUCUUUUGUACUCACUAACUUAGCCUGCGCAGACUUUUUGAUGGGUGUAUACCUAUUAAUCAUCGCCAUUAAAGAUCUUCAGUGGAAAGGCAAAUAUUUCAAACAUGACGUUGCAUGGAGAAAAGGAAACCUCUGCCAAUUCGCAGGCUCACUUUCAAUGCUUUCAAGUGAAGUGUCUGUUCUCAUGUUAUUAACUAUGACAAUAGACAGACUUAUAAGUGUCGUAUUUGCCCUGAGACUGCAGUCCUUAUCAUUGAAAUCAGUGCGUAUUAUUUGUUCUUGUAUAUGGAUAAUUGGAAUCAUUAUAUCGUUUAUCCCCUGGACAGGAAUAUCCUAUUUCCAUGACAAAUUCCAUAGUUUUGGCUUCUUUGGAAGUUCAGCAGUUUGCCUGCCGCUUCAGUUCUCAGAGGAUAAACCUGCAGGAUGGGAAUAUGCUACGGCAUUUUUCAUCGUUUUGAAUUCCGUUGUGUUACUGUGUAUUCUGACUGCUUAUGCCUUAAUAUUCUGGACUGCUUUGACUCUAAUUAACUCUUCCUCAGUAAAGCACCUGAAAGCUGAGUCAACCAGAGCCAGAAGACUUUUCUUCAUCGUUUUGACGGACUUUCUCUGCUGGAUGCCAGUUAUCAUUAUCGGUAUUCUAUCCUUAAGUGGAAAUUUUCAUGAUCCGAAACACGAAGCAAAAGUUUGGAUAGCAGUUUUUGUUCUGCCCGUCAACUCUGCCAUCAACCCAAUCCUAUACACCUUCUCCACUCUAGGAGUACGAAGAAAAUUAAGAUCUGCAUUCAAUAAGAGAUUUGGCGGAAAGUUCAGCUGCGGCAAUUGUUACCAAAGAGAGCCCACCGAGAGUUUAUCCAUGCAGGAUACAGUUGUCUCGGAGUAUCGCCACAUGGAAUCAGUUGAAAGUCCGCGGAGGAAGCUACAUAUACUGGAGAAAGCUACAGGAUUUUAUCAAGAUGAUGAUGUGUUCUAUCUCGUUGCUAAGGAAAUGACAAAAGGAAAUAAUUUCAAGGUGUUGCUGAAAUGCUUUAGCUGGAGAAAAAGGAGUACUUUUGAGAACGAACUUGAAGUGUAUAAAUGUUUACCUCAAAGCGCGGUCAGAAAUGACAUUCCUGCUCUUCAGUGGUACUCGGAAGCAAACGUUUUGGAAAUAUCUUGUGCGAAUGAAGAUGUUCCGCGACCCAAUGAGAAUAUGAGCUUGCUUUGUUACAAGUAUGUAAGCGGAAUCUCCCUCUCGAAUUUCAUGGAAAAGAACCGCACAUCCAUGUGUCUCACUCUGGUUUAUCAAUUUGCCCUUGACAUCAUCAAGACUUUGGAGUAUCUGCAUGAGAACGGGGUGAAUCAUAAUGGCAUUACACUUGCAAAUAUCUUGUUAACUGAGAAUCCGGGGAUCCCUCAGUGGCAAGCAAGGCUGAUGAACUUUGACCGUGCAUGCAAAGGACCAAGUCAUGCAAAUGACGUGAGGUCUUUUGGUGAUCUGCUCCAAGAAAUGGCUCAGCGAUGCAAUGAUAACAACCAACAGAUACAAGAAUUGUUAGACUCAUUUCCUAUUAGCGCAAGGGAAGCAAACGCAACCGCUGUCAUGGUUCGUCUACUACUGGAGAAAGCCUGGGGCGAGUUUUUCAUGGAAACAAGACUGUGAUCCACAUUUUGAUCCUCCUUUGACAAUUUACUAAGGACGAGAUGAUAUUCAGUUCUUUUUCAUGGGUUUAAGUAUCUGAUAAAGUUUCUUCAUCCCUUAAAACAAUUCGAGGCAUUAAUAGCAAGAUGGUACAUAACAGACCUUUUUUAGUGUUCAUAGUGUUGUUUAUUUCGCAAACACAUUACCAAAAAAUUACCUAUAUGAACAAUUAGUAAGAAUUUCACGGAUCCAUACACAACCAUACCACCUCACAGACUAUAUACAGUAGUUUCGAUGAGGACACCCUCCUCACUUGUCUUGUCUGCAUAUCCAAUGUUAAAUUAGGUCGAAAAUGUCGUAAAAAGGACGACAAUUUCCGUAUUACCUUUUCCUUUCUUUUGUUUUCAAUUGAAACUCACAUAGAUAUUCUUUAGGAAAAUCAACAAAUCUGUCAAAUAAUUAUUUCACGACUUUAAUCCUGUAAAGAAAUAAAUACAACUGUGCAUCACUGAUCGAUCAAAAUAA
Molecule: messenger RNA, 3963 nt
Organism: Pocillopora damicornis (cauliflower coral)
Lineage: Eukaryota; Metazoa; Cnidaria; Anthozoa; Scleractinia; Pocilloporidae
Biological process (GO): hormone-mediated signaling pathway; protein phosphorylation; activation of adenylate cyclase activity
Cellular component (GO): plasma membrane
Molecular function (GO): G protein-coupled peptide receptor activity; protein kinase activity; protein binding
Source: RefSeq, a predicted model, not a curated record